Molecule: messenger RNA, 1416 nt
Organism: Gastrolobium bilobum
Lineage: Eukaryota; Viridiplantae; Streptophyta; Magnoliopsida; Fabales; Fabaceae
Product: UDP-glycosyltransferase 84B2-like
Exons: 1
Coding region: 1-1416 (471 amino acids)
Molecular function (GO): UDP-glycosyltransferase activity
Source: RefSeq, a predicted model, not a curated record
AUGGCAACAGAGGAACAAGUGAAUGUUCUAAUGGUGUCAUCGGCCUUACAAGGACACAUUAACCCCACGCUGAAAUUCGCCAAACGCCUUAUUUCAAAAGGUGUUAAUGUCACUAUAGUCACAACUGAAAUGGCCCGAGAUCGCAUUUACAAUGCCCCCAACACCACAAACCCACAUUUCCAUAACCAACAAAUAAAAUUCGAGUUCUUCUCUGAUGGGCUUAGCCUUGACUUUGAUCGAAACAAGGACAUGCAGGGCUUUGUCGAUUCUCUUCGAACAACAGCUUCCAAAAACCUGUCGAGUCUCAUAAAUAACCUUACCAAGGGUCAGAACUAUUCUUGUAUGAUUGUUGAUCCCAUUCUUCCGUCAUCUAUAAAUAUAGCUGCUGACAAUGGCAUCCCUUGUGCAUUGCUUUGGAUGCAACCUUGUGCUUUGUAUUCCAUUUCUUAUCGCUAUUACAGGAAUAUAGAUUCUUUUCCUAAUUUAGAUGACCCGAAUGAGAAAGUUCAAUUGCCUGGACUUCCAAUGCUUGAGGUUAGAGAUAUCCCUACUUAUAUGCUUCCUUCAAGCCCUUUAUUUGGUCAUCAAAUAAUGAUGGAUUUAUGUCAAGCUUCUGAUAAGUUGAAAUGGGUUUUUGCUGCCUCGUUUUAUGAGUUGGAGGAAGAGACUGUGAAAUCUAUGGCUUCAUUAACCCCAGUUUACCCUAUUGGACCUCUGGUUUCAGAAUUCAUGUUGGGAGAAAAGGAAAACAAUGCUGUUGGUAUGAGUAUUUGGAAUGUUGAUGAUUCAUGCCUUGAGUGGCUUGACAAUAAGCCAGCUUCCUCUGUUAUCUAUGUUGCAUUUGGUAGUAUUAUUGUCUUGUCACAAAAGCAGGUGGAUAAUAUAGCCAUGGCUUUGAAGAAUAGCAACAAAGCUUUUCUCUGGGUGAUUAUGCCACCUGAGAAAGGUUCUGAGAAUGAUGCUCCUGAAUUGCCACAUGGGUUUUUGGAAGAAACAAAAGGGAGGGGUUUGGUGGUAAAAUGGUGCCAGCAGGAGAAGGUGCUUAUGCACCCUGCGGUGGCUUGCUUUAUGAGUCAUUGUGGUUGGAACUCCAUCCUAGAGACUCUGGCUGCUGGUGUUCCCGUUAUUGGUUAUCCAAAAUGGUUGGAUCAGCCAGCAAUUGCAAAGCUUGUAGUGAAAAAGUUUCAAACUGGGGUGAUAAUGAAUUGUGGGGAAGAUGGGGUUCCUAGUGCAGAAGAGAUGGAGAGGUGCAUUAAGGUAGUCAUGGAGGGGCCAAGUGCUCAGGAGAUAAAGAAGAGGGCAAUGGAAAUGAAAGAGGCUGCAAGAAAAGCUGUGGAGGAAGGUGGUUCUUCUGAUAAGAAUAUCAAUCAAUUUGUCAAUGACUUGAAGAAUGUUAAUCAUCCAGUAAUGGCUUAA